Messenger RNA from Dalotia coriaria, 1616 nucleotides. Its product is annotated as vanin-like protein 1. Bases 53 to 1432 code for a protein of 459 amino acids. The transcript is spliced from 5 exons. The record is from RefSeq and is a predicted model, not a curated record. Lineage: Eukaryota; Metazoa; Arthropoda; Insecta; Coleoptera; Staphylinidae.
ACACAUUUUGUACCUACCGAAUGCACCGGCAGUGUUUGAAUCAAACAGAAAAAUGAACAUUGAAUUAUUAAUAAUAUUGAUUUUCGGAGUUAUUGCGAGUGCAACAUAUAAAGUUGCUGUUAUUGAAUAUCUGAGAGAAGUUUAUAAUGGAUUUGAAGCUAAUAUUAAACACAAUUUGGACAAUUAUUUAAAAAUAAUUGAUAAUAUUGUAAAUGAAACUCAGAAAUUGGAUUUGAUUGUUUUUCCUGAGGGGACCUUAGUAUUUCAACCUUCUUAUACAAAAGAAGAAUUAUUAAAACAUGCAGCUCGAUUACCAAUUGAUAAUGCAACAAUUCCAUGCUUGGAAACAGUCGAAACAACUAGUUCCUAUGUUCAAAAGUUGUCAUGUUCGAGUAAAACUCAUAAUGUUUAUAUCUCAGUUAAUAUAAUCGAAAAAACCGACUCUGGGGAAUUAUUCAACGCAAAUAUUGUUUUCGACCGCCAAGGCCGCUUAGUUUCAAAAUAUCGUAAAAUGUAUCCACUGGCAGGAGAAAAAUUCAUCAGCUCAGGGAAUACUGUGGAAUAUUUCCAAACUGAUUUUGGCGUGACUUUUGGAGUGUUUAUUUGCUUUGACAUAUUUUUUAAGAACGCAUACACGGAUGCUCUCGAUGAAAAUGUGGAUGCUUUUAUUUUUCCAAGUUAUUGGUAUUCUGAACUUCCAUAUCUUUCAUCGACACAGAUGCAAAAAAUGUGGGCUUCAUUACACGGAAAGACCCUUCUUGCAAGUGGUGGUAGUAAUGGAAAUACAGGAACAAGUGGUAGUGGUAUUUAUUCAGGAAGUUAUUCUUAUGCAAGUUACCUGUCGGGUACAACAAAUACCAAAGUCUUAAUAGCAAAUUUAACAAAAUCAUCAGAAUCGAAACAGAACAAAAAACAUAAAACUCAAUCAAAUCAUAGCAGAGAUUUAAAUAACUUUAAUUUUAUUACCAAACGUCCCGAAAUGAUCAAAUAUCCAUUAAAUCAAAACGAUGCACAUAAAGACAUUGAAGAGACUCUGUGUCAUAAUGAGUUUUGUUGUAAUUUCAAAGUAGACGUAAAUGAUACUAGCGGAUUAGUUUUUACUAUUUAUAAUGGUUUGCAACCAUUUAUAGGAUUCGGUAAACUGGGAAUUCAAUUAUGUGCGGUAUUGCAGUGUGAAGAUACUAAUUGUUUUAAAAUGCCCAGUGAUGAGUAUUUUCAGAAGAACUUUAAAGUUUUGGAAGUUAAAGUAGUCAACGCAACUGUAGGAGCAGAUUAUUACCCAAAUAUAGCACUAAAAACUUUAUUUUUCAUGCCAACGGAAAAUUAUAGCUGGACAGGUACAAAUUUACACCUGAAAUUAUUGCAAGAAACAGCUGGAAUUUACACAUUUGGAUUUUAUGGUCGAAAUUACAAAAUUGAUGAGAUACAAUAAAAAGCAAUGUUGCUUACAGACAACAAAAAAUCUGUAGUUAAAAAACAACGGUCUAGUUCUUAAGUGCAUUUAAUAAUUCAGCUAAAAAUUCAGCUACUUAACAACUACUACCUUAUCGCUUAACUUAAUGUAUAUAUUUUUAAAUUGAUAGUACAAAUUUGUCUAAUAAAGUUGACGCAAAUAA